AUGGAAUCCCAGACAAAAGGACAUUGUGAGGCAAGCCAGAAGCCUAAUAACAGAGCAGAGCGCCUCCAAGAAAUUUAUAGAAGGACACCACGUCGAGAUCUCCUUAACCAUCAGUUGGAUGAAAGAAGGUAUUUCGAUUCUGGUGACUUUGCCCUUUCGCAAGCCCAGAGGGGUUCCGAUAUUGGAAAAAUCAAAACCGGAACCCAACACCCACGCCGGGAGAGUAUAUCUCAUCCAAGAGCUCCCAUGCCAGACUCUAGUAAUGCUGAUGAGAGCGCAAACAAGGGUCUGCAAGACCAGGAGAAAAGUAGCGAGCCACAGAAUCAGAGCCACCUCCACGAAAUGGCGCGCUCGGAGAAUGUGAAGCCGUAG
Molecule: messenger RNA, 372 nt
Organism: Clonostachys rhizophaga
Lineage: Eukaryota; Fungi; Ascomycota; Sordariomycetes; Hypocreales; Bionectriaceae
Source: the annotation of a GenBank genome assembly